This is a messenger RNA of Ogataea parapolymorpha DL-1, 1068 nucleotides long. RefSeq names its product Mitochondrial replication protein MTF1. The coding region runs from base 1 to 1068 and encodes 355 amino acids. The record is from RefSeq and is a predicted model, not a curated record. The transcript has a single exon. Lineage: Eukaryota; Fungi; Ascomycota; Pichiomycetes; Pichiales; Pichiaceae.
AUGUCCAAAGUGAUAACCAGAGCCCAGUUUGUGAGCUCGAUUGAGACAUUCAAACAGGCGUAUGAGAGUCCAUACUUUGGUCGAAAUAGCGCCAAAAUCCCCUUUUCGCAGGAGGUCAACCACCAGAUUUUCGAGAAGCUUGAUCUGAAAAACCAGUACGAAAACCCAUCCGAAAAAUUGCACAUAGUUGACUACAACACCGGUUUCAACAGCUUCGUUUACGAUCUACAUCAUUAUCUCCGUCCACGCUUUCAUCUCCUUAUCCCUAACAGUGCAACAACGCACAAGUUUUGGAAAAGACUCCAGGACAUGGAUCCCUUGUGCCGUAACUUUUAUCUUUUUGAAGAGGAUCCACGGUCUCUUAGACACUAUAAUUCCGAAGAACUCAUCAAUAGUGGAAAAGUUGUGCUUGACAGGAACCCGGCAGAGAAAGUGAACCAAACUCUGCUCAUCACCGGCUCCUACAUCACCACCACUGACAAGUCAAAAGUGAGAAGCAUGCUCUACUUCAACCAAAUGUGUCUCGCUUGGUACAAAUACCAAAAAGUGAAGUCACUUUUCUGGCUGCGUCCAGCAGAUGCCCUGAAAUACCUUGGAAUCAUGGGUUCGAGGUUCAGACAAACCAAUUCUGUGGUUGCAACCGCCUUCAACGACGUGAACGUUAUUGCAUACAGCAACUUCGAAAAGCAGAAAAGCGUCACUAGGUGCAUGCCCGAAUUCCCUGACGCUAUCAAGCUGCCUAAGGUGCCCCAACAUGAAGACCUGAUGUUGGUUGAGUUCCAAUCGAACCACGAAAAAUACUCAAUUGAGCACAUGUCCGAGUUCACGCUGGUUCUACACAAGCUCUUCAUGUUGCCGAGCUACAAGGUGAUCCAAAACCUGCAUUUCCUCGGGCCGGGAGCAGACGAGUACUUCAAACAGGUACUUCCUGCGUCGGUUCUCGAUUGCAGAAUCUGUGACCUCCCGAUAGAGGAACUUGUUAAUAUUUCCAAUUUAUACUUCCGCUGGCCCUUCAAGCCAAUCACCGACCUUGAACUUUACAUGGAGGCCGACAAGGAUCAUAAUUAA